Molecule: messenger RNA, 606 nt
Organism: Lachancea nothofagi CBS 11611
Lineage: Eukaryota; Fungi; Ascomycota; Saccharomycetes; Saccharomycetales; Saccharomycetaceae
Source: the annotation of a GenBank genome assembly
AUGCCAGAAGGGGUCAGAAUACGAUAUAAAAGACUGAAUCAAGUUUGCAGGAAAGCGUUGCAGCAAUCGGUUAACAAAAUCCAGAACUGGGAGAAAUUGUCAUCUUGCUUCCCUCAGUAUACAGCAACAGAUGCAGGCGCCAAGAAUUUGAGCACAUGCCAGCGUCAGGUAAUAGAGUUCUGGAUGGAACUGUCCAAGAGAGAGUUUGAAGAGAUCUUCAAAGAAAGGGAUAUUGAAAAUAAGUUGAAUGAUUUGGACGACUUGAUCUCUCAUUCAAAAGACGUGCAGAAAACCCUAAAUCAAGACCAUCCGGCAAUGGCUUGUAUCGAUGAGCUUUCGCCGGAGCAAUUGAUUAACGGCAACAUGCACGACUCGCGUGUAAGCUUACUUGGACAGCUGGAUGACAGGCUAGGCACGGUUGCAGAUAUGAACAAAGCGUUGGAGCUCGAACUUGAGCACCUAAGAUCCCAGAUUAGUAGUGAGACCAAGGAGUUGAACGAAAUUUACGAUAGAUCCAUGGGUCAAGAAUCCGACUCGAUGGACGAAGUAUUGCAACAGGGCUUGCGGGAUAUGUUGGUGGAGCUGCGAGAGGAGGAAAUAGAAUAA